Messenger RNA from Chaetomium fimeti, 414 nucleotides. RefSeq lists its product as uncharacterized. The record is from RefSeq and is a predicted model, not a curated record. The coding region runs from base 1 to 414 and encodes 137 amino acids. NCBI's taxonomy places the organism in Eukaryota, Fungi, Ascomycota, Sordariomycetes, Sordariales, Chaetomiaceae. The transcript is spliced from 2 exons.
AUGGCAAAUAUCAUCUGCCAACACAAGUGGCACAGGCCAUUUGACCAAGAUCAGGACCGUCUCCGGUCCGUUGGCCAGUACCACUACGAUGGGAACCGGGUUUACAUCCUGGUGGAUAACGGACCACCCAACUCACAGGAUGUAUCCACGUUCAUUUAUAGAUGGGACGGAGAACGGUUUAUCGAGAUGCCACUCAACCCGAUAUUCGCAACCUUCCUCCAACAGUACCCGUUCAAUGCUGCACGUACCUCAUCGGGCUAUACCGACGAAGAGUACAGGAAUACCUUUGGGGAAGAGAAAUACCAAGCAAUGCUCAUUCAGCGGAUUAGACAGAGACGGAAGUGGGGACAAGACCUGCCAUCGCAGGAGAAGGCUUUCCUCCAAGAUCAUCCCGAGCUUUCCUCACAGCUUUGA